AUGUCAGAAGAACCUGACGAUUUCUCAUUCCCCUCCAGAACUGAAAGUAGGAUAUUGAAAGCUCAUGAGAUUGAAAGACGUUUGACUAGAGAGAAAUCUCUUUUGAAUGGUGAGAAAUUAGAAGAGACAGAGGAAUUGGUUGGAGAAGAAUAUGAUUUUCCUGAAGGUGGUUGGAGAGCUUGGUUGGUUGUUUUAGGUGCUUCACAUUGUGUUUUCGGUACUUUUGGUUUUUUAAACUCUUGGGGUAUCUUUCAACAAUAUUACGAAGAUACAUUAUUCCCAGAACAAUCAUCUUCAGCUAUAGCAUGGAUAGGUUCACUACAAUAUCUCUUAAUCUACUUCCCAGGAUUAUUCAUGGGUCGUCUAGUCGAUUCAAGUACUUUUUAUAAACCUUUUUACAUCGCGGCUAUCAUAUAUCCAGUGGCUUUGAUAGUGAACGCUGAGGUUAAACAAUAUUGGCAAGCUAUUUUAUGUCAAGGAAUUUUGUUUGGAAUAUCUGGAGGUAUAUUAUUUUGUCCAGUUUUCCCAGUUAUUGGACAUUGGUUUCAUCGUAAACGUGCAUUAGCUUUAGGUAUUUGUACAGCUGCGGGUAGUAUCGGAGGUGUUGUUUUUCCUGUUUUGGUGAAGAAUGCUAUACCUCGUGUCGGAUUCCGAUGGACUAUGAGAAUUUGUGGAUUUAUAAUUUUAUAUUGUACUGUAUUCGCUUCUGCCACGCUACGUUCCCGCCUCCCACCAAAACCAAUCCAAGGACCACUCAUCAACCCUCAAGCCUUCCGUUCACCCCCCUACGCCCUCUUCUCCAUAGCAGCCUUCCUCAUAGCUUUAGGUCUUUACACACCUUUGUCAUAUAUCGACAUUACCGGUACUUCCAUAGGUCUUGGUGAAUAUUCAAGUUACUUGGUUGCUGUUGCGAAUGCAGGUAGUUUAGCAGGAAGAUUAUUACCUGCUUUAAUUGCGGAUAGAGUUGGACCUAUAAAUUUGUUGAUUCCUGUAAGUCACUUUGUUGACAUUCAGACUUUCGCUUGGCCAUAUUCCACCACUGGUCCAAGUUUAACGGCUAUAGCAGUUUUCAACGGUUGUUUUCAAGGAAUGUACGUUUCAUUAUUAGGUCCUAGCGUUUCACAAUUAGGUGAUCACUCGGACCUUGGACGAAGAGUAGGAAUGAUACUCUCCCUCACUUCUCUAGGAUGUUUAAUAGGACCACCUGUCUCUGGUGCAUUGUUGAAACAAAGUGGUCUAAAAGGUGUAUCGUAUUUCGCUGGAAUCACAGUGUUAGUCGGUGCUAUAGCUAUGAUGGGAUCUAGAUGGUAUGCUUUGAGAAGGUUGUGGGGUAGGAUAUGA
This is a messenger RNA of Tremella mesenterica DSM 1558, 1341 nucleotides long. RefSeq lists its product as uncharacterized. Gene Ontology annotation, cellular component: fungal-type vacuole membrane. The record is from RefSeq and is a predicted model, not a curated record. NCBI's taxonomy places the organism in Eukaryota, Fungi, Basidiomycota, Tremellomycetes, Tremellales, Tremellaceae. Bases 1 to 1341 code for a protein of 446 amino acids. Gene Ontology annotation, molecular function: transmembrane transporter activity. The transcript is spliced from 8 exons. Gene Ontology annotation, biological process: transmembrane transport.